Salmo salar (Atlantic salmon) is the source of this 2644-nucleotide messenger RNA. Its product is annotated as NEDD8-activating enzyme E1 regulatory subunit. Gene Ontology annotation, molecular function: NEDD8 activating enzyme activity. Gene Ontology annotation, cellular component: cytoplasm. The record is from RefSeq and is a predicted model, not a curated record. Lineage: Eukaryota; Metazoa; Chordata; Actinopteri; Salmoniformes; Salmonidae. Gene Ontology annotation, biological process: protein neddylation.
UGCAGCAUUGAAUUUACAACUGCGUUCAGCCACUUGUCUCUCUAUCGAAUCAGCGAAUGGAGUUAUCAAAUUAACUGGUGGGAUUCUUCGCCAAACGGACCAUGGCAGCGACUAAAGCUUCUAAAGAGCAGAAAUACGAUAGACAAUUGAGAUUGUGGGGAGACCAUGGCCAAGAAGAACUUGAAAAUGCACACGUAUGCCUGAUUAAUUCCACAGCAUCUGGGACUGAAAUACUAAAGAACCUUGUGCUUCCAGGCAUUGGAUCAUUCACUAUUGUCGAUGGACACAAAGUCUCCGGGGAAGACGUCGGAAAUAACUUUUUUCUUAGCAACAACAGCAUAGGAAGGAAUCGAGCCCAGGCUGCCACAGAGCUGCUACAGGAGCUGAACACUGAUGUAUCUGGCAACUUUGUGGAGGAGAGCCCAGACAAGCUCUUGGACAACGACCCAGAGUUCUUCCACAGGUUUACUCUGGUGAUUGGUGUCCAGCUGCCAGAAAGCACUUGUUUGAGACUGGGGUCGGUGUUGUGGAAUGCAAACGUACCCUUCCUGGUGUGUAGAACGUAUGGCCUCGUCGGUUACAUGAGGCUAGUAGUGAAGGAGCACACAGUGAUUGAGUCUCAUCCAGACAAUGCCUUGGAAGACCUGAGGCUUGACCAACCUUUUGCAGAACUCAAGAGCCACAUCCAAUCCUACGACUUGGAGGGAAUGGGGAAGAAGGAUCACGGUCAUACACCAUGGAUCAUCAUUGUUGCCAAAUACCUAGAAAAGUGGUUCAGUGAGCACCAUUUUCAGUUACCGAAGAACUACAAAGAGAAGGAGGCCUUCAAACAGCUUAUUCGGCAAGGGAUCCUGAGGAAUGAGAAGGGGACUCCCGAGGAUGAGGAGAACUUUGAGGAGGCCAUCAAGAACGUCAACACAGCCCUUAACCCAACCAAGAUUCCCAGCAGCGUUGACGACCUCUUCAAUGGAGAGCAAUGCAAUGACAUUACAUCACAGACUCCAGCCUUCUGGGUGAUGACGCGAGCAGUGAGGGAAUUUGUGCAAAACGACGGCAGCGGAAACCUACCUGUACGUGGCUCCAUUCCAGAUAUGAUUGCGGACUCAGAGAAGUUCAUCAACCUCCAGAAUGUUUAUAGAGAGAAGGCAAUGCAAGAUGCUUCUGUCGUUUCUAAGCAUGUAGAGUCUCUCCUGCAGUCUGUUGGAAAGCCCUCAGAGAGCAUAUCUGAGCAGGACAUCAAACUAUUCUGUAAGAACGCUGCCUUCCUGAGGGUGGUGCGCUGUAGGUCUCUGGCUGAAGAAUACAGCGUGGAGACAGUCAAUAAAGAUGAGAUCACCUGCACCAUGGACGGUGCAGAUGGGGAGAUGGUGUUGUACCUUAUGCUGCGCUCUGUGGACCGUUUCUAUCAGCAGCACUCCCGCUACCCAGGUGUCUACAAUUACCAAGUAGAAGAAGACAUUAGCAAGUUGAAGCUGUGUGUGAACAGCCUUCUGCAGGAGUACAGCCUCAACGUCAGCGUGAAGGAUGACUACAUCCACGAGUUCUGUCGCUAUGGUGCUGCUGAGCCGCACACAGUGGCAUCCUUUUUGGGAGGAUCGGCUGCACAAGAGGCCAUCAAACUCAUCACUCGUCAAUUUGUUCCCUUCAACAACACGUUCAUAUACAAUGCCAUGUCCCAGACAACUGCCACGUUUCAGCUGUAGAAAGCUAUUUUCCUCCUUAAUGACAUGCACUUAACCCCUCUGUAAAAUAUAUGAAUGGAAGGUUGUAGCGUAGUAGCAGCGAUAACUGAAAGUUUGGGUAGAUGGAACACUUUGUUCAUACUGUACGUUUCCACAUAUUAUUAUGUUGUGGCUGAAUGGAAAAAUUUCUGAUAAACUGAACGACUGUUUCCGAUUUACUUUUCAAUGUUCGUGUCCUGGCUGUUUUUACUCUGUUUGCGCACACAUGGUUGCGCUUAUUAGGGCAUUUAAUGUUUAAUUUUUAUUUUUUUUUAUCUGCCAAAUUCAUACCAUUCAAGAAAUGUCCCGGGGUUUGAAUUAUUUCCUCUAAAGAUAUACUGCACUAAACAAAGAAGUUUUGAGGUAAAUACAUGUGGCGUAUAUUAAAUCCCCUAAGGAACUCUUAUUGUGGUCAUACAUCUUGUUUCCUGAUGGGCAAAGUCUGGAUAUGGUAAUUUACAUUGCCAGCGGUAGGGGUCACAUGGGCCUGUCCAAAUCAAAAUGAGCUGACUAUCAUGUGAGCUUCAUGAUAAAACAAGCAAAAUUGCCACCCUAAUUUGACCAUGAUGGGGCACAAUUCCCAAGACGUUAGCCCUCAUAUGGCCUGAUGGUGAUAUAAGCUGUAAAAGAAAAUCGGUACUUGUUGACUGGUAGAAUAACCCCAACGUGACACAAGUGUCUCUAGAUGUAAAAUAAAAUAGAAUCCGCUAAGAGUUGUGUAAUAUAUUUUUGGUUUGGUUCCUUUCCCAGUUCAGAUUGUGGAGUGGUUUGUCACAAAAUGCAGUGUGUGUUCUGUGGUGAGUAGGCACUGCUGACUCCACACUUGGAGCAGAAACUCACCAUAAAGAUGUAUUGGAGUACGGCUGUUUUUUUUCCCCCUCUUAAUGAAUAAAAACGCUCUGUAUUUUGUUGCAGUACAUAAA